This is a messenger RNA of Klebsormidium nitens, 1125 nucleotides long. NCBI's taxonomy places the organism in Eukaryota, Viridiplantae, Streptophyta, Klebsormidiophyceae, Klebsormidiales, Klebsormidiaceae. The record is from the annotation of a GenBank genome assembly.
CACGAGGCGAAAGUUGGGAAGGCCCGUCAAGGUUCCUCAAAGCGUGGGGCAAAGUCCCCUCAAGGCUCAGAUCUCAGGCCGCUGAUAAUUCAACAUGUCUGCGGCAAGGGCACUGAGGUCCGGCACCCUGGACGCAAUGCCAGGGCAAUGUGCGCGGCCGCAAAUGAUAGACGAUACCUCCGUCCCAAGUCAACGCUGUCAGAAUGGUGCAGCAUGUGUCAGAGACUUUCUAGGCGCAUCACAAGGAUCAGGGAAGCAUCUGAGGAUGCGGAAGAUGCGUGUGCCAGGAUUAGGUUCCAGUGAGCAGUUCCCAAUGCAAUUGGCAUCAGGAGUAGGUAGAAGGAACUUAAAUGUGAGAAUACGAGCGUCCUCUAGCGACUCCAAUGUUGAGCCACCAGCCUGGGAGUUGAAGCCUGAAGUGCCAAAGGAGUACUGGUUUGCAGUGACGGAAGCAAACAAGAUGCUAUUACAUGGGCCACAGCUAGAGACGGUGCUGAGGGACGCGGUUGAAAGGGCAGAAAGGAGUAACCUUCCACGGAACACGUGGCUCAUCUUUGAACCAACAUUUCUGGAGGAGCACCCUGGGUUGAAAGGCGUCAAGAAGGACAUGAAGGGCCAGGUGGCGGCCAUCGUGAGCACCAAUCAAGAUUGGAUGAUCCAGAUCGUCAAGCCGAUGCUGCCCGGGGUUGUCAUCGGUAAAUUUCUUUUCCCGUCCAAGUACAUCAAAGACCCACUUGCGUCCGCCAUCAAAGCAUCUCCAAACGUUCCGUCUGGAGCCGGAAUUUGGCACUAGAAACUUUGGAAAAGCAGAGCCUGAAUCGACUCCGCUGUCGACCAGCCAACUCACCCACAUGAUAAGUGUCCAUCUUGAACGCUCCCGUGCAACAGAUCAGGACAACCGUGUCAGAUGUAACCUAAAAGCAGCUGCGAUGAGGGAAGGAUCUGGCGCAAGGGCCAGAUUGCUCUCGUGAAUGUGACUUGCUUGGAGCCAACAUGGAGGGCCGGCUUGCGCGAACGGAGCGUUUUUUGUGUUUAUAGUAAUCAUCAGGCUUGCAAGUCGUGCAUGACUGGGGUAUACAGGCUAUGAUCGUGAUGCGCAACACUACUGUCCGAUUCGUUCUAGAC